AAAAAAUAGAAGAGAGAAAAGAGAAAGGAAAAGAAAACUAGGGUUUAUUCUAUAAAUCAAUUUCAUUAAGUGUCAAGGAUUCUAAAUAUGCCUCCCAUUCCAACUAGAAAGCAUGUUCCUGGGAAUAAAAAGCGUAAAAAAAGAAAGCCAUGGCAGCAGUCACAAAGUCCGAAGAAGGAGACAUAAAUAAAUAUUUUCAACCCAUUGCAGCUACAAAUAAUGCACCUGGAGAUGAAACUAUGACUGCUAAUAAUGGUAAUGGUAGCAAUGAAAGUACAAACGAGAAUGAUGCAACGCCAAAUCCUGAUGAUUUGGUCGAUAAUGAUAAUGAUUGGGUGGGGGUACAAAACGAUGAAGUCGAUGAUGAGUAUCAACCAUUAGAUAUUGAUGAUCCAGGGAAUUGGGAUGUUAUUGAUCAAGCUUUGAGAGAUAAGUUGGUCCAAAAAGGCCCAAUAAGAGUUUCAAAAUAUGAAUUUCCUAGGGAUAAAGUAAGUAAAAGGCGUUUUUCUAAUUACUAUUAUGAUCGAACUCUUGUUAAUGGUGAGAAGUGUGAUAGAAGUUGGUUAAUAUAUUCAAUGACCAAAAACAAAGUUUAUUGUUUUUUUUGCAAGUUGUUUAGUAAUCGCAGAAGUGAUAAGCAGUUAGCUUGCGAAGGUUUUCAAGAUCGGGGAAAUUUAAGUACAAAGCUUAAGGAACAUGAAAUUUGUGAUCAGCACUACAAAUGUAUGCUAAAAUGGACUGAAUUGGAGAUGAGAUUGAGAAAGGUACAGACCAUUGACAAAGGUAUGCAAGAACUGAUCAAAAAAGAAAAAGCACACUGGAGGAAAGUAUUAGAGAGGAUAGUUAUCCUUGUAAAAACCUUAUCAAGAAGAAGUUUAGCAUUUCGUGGAGAUAAUGAAACGAUUAGUCAACCAAACAAUGAAUUUUUUUUGGGAUUCAUUGAAUGGGCAGCUGAAUUCGAUGAGGUAAUGAAAAUGCAUCUUCAUGGUAUACAAAAUGAUGAAAUUCAUUAUCAUUAUCUUAGUAAGAAGAUUCAAAAUGAGUUCAUAUUGAGGUUGGCCAAUGAAACGAAAAGUAUGAUUCUUAAGAAGAUACGAGAAGCUAAAUAUUUUUCUGUGAUACUGGAUUGUACUCCGGAUGUCAGUCAUGAAGAACAAAUGACUCUUGUGAUUAGAUGUGUCGAUACUUAUAGUACUCCAGUAAAAGUGGAAGAGUUCUUCUUAGGGUUCUUAAAGGUGGAUGACUCAACUGGUCAAGGCCUUUUUCGUGUGCUUCAAGAUAAAUUGAGCGAUCUUCAACUUGACAUUGGUAACGUAAGAGGCCAAGGAUAUGACAACGGUGCCAAUAUGAAAGGAUUGCAUAAAGGUUUACAAAAAAGGAUGCUUCAGGUAAACCCUAGAUCAUUUUACACUCCAUGCGGUUGUCAUAGUCUUAAUCUUACUAUCAGCGAUAUGGUCAAGUGUAGCCCUUGUGGAGGUACUUUUUUUGGUGCACUUCAAAGUAUUUAUGUGAUGUUUUCAGCUUCUCCAAAGCGGUGGAAAGUUUUCAAGGAUAAGGUGAAAGGUUCAUAGGGAAUUACAUUGAAAAAAUUGUUUCAAACAAGGUGGUAGAGUCGAGUGGAAAGUGUUAAAGCAGUACGAAAACAAGCCCCAAAAAUUCGAGAAGCUCUAGCGUAUUUCGCAGAGAAUUGUGAAGAGGAAAAGGUGAGGCAUGACGCCGAGAACAUUAUUGAACGAGACAUGGAGAAUUUUGAGUUGUUGCUUAGUAUGGUUAUCUGGCAUAAUAUCUUAUUCGCUGUGGAUGUCGUUAGCAAAACACUUCAAGGGAAAGAUAUCGACAUAAAUAAUGUUUUUCAGAAAUUAA
This is a messenger RNA of Papaver somniferum (opium poppy), 1863 nucleotides long. Its product is annotated as zinc finger MYM-type protein 1-like. NCBI's taxonomy places the organism in Eukaryota, Viridiplantae, Streptophyta, Magnoliopsida, Ranunculales, Papaveraceae. Bases 150 to 1571 code for a protein of 473 amino acids. The transcript has 2 exons. The record is from RefSeq and is a predicted model, not a curated record.